Molecule: messenger RNA, 5974 nt
Organism: Bursaphelenchus xylophilus (pine wood nematode)
Lineage: Eukaryota; Metazoa; Nematoda; Chromadorea; Rhabditida; Aphelenchoididae
Source: the annotation of a GenBank genome assembly
AUGUAUAAACAUGCACGAUCAACCAACGGAUUGCUAAAGGAUCCAUUUGCUCAAUUUUGGUAGGUGUUUUUUUAACUGUUUUCCACAUUUCAGAGGUCUCGAAAAAACUUCAAGACAAAGUUUUGUUAUAUUGUACUAGGUCCAGGUGAACCCGUUGGGUUUUAGAUAACUACAAAAAUGGUCAUGGAGGAAUCCAAUGGACAAUGUAUACACGAUGAAUAGAAAGAUGACAUCCGGUAGCUUGAGGUAUGGUUGAUAGCAUUCACCUGGACCUAGUACAAUAUCGCAAAUUUCAUGUCUAAAAAUUUUUCUGCCAGAAACCUUUUAGGCACUUCAAAUUCAUCUGUUUUACUGUUAGUAUGUAACGCAUAAAAAAUUGAGUUUAAGCCGAACUCAUAUUAUAGUUUCCCGAAAAAAAAACUUUUUUCUAAUAUCUCCAAAUAUUUUCAGUGAAACCAGAAGCAUUAGAAGCAAUAAUAUACAUCUACGGCCGCCUACAGAAGCGACGAACGCCCCAUCAAAAAAUCUCACAAUCAGGUCCUUCGUGCAUUGAAGUCUUAUUCUACUUGUGCCGCUUAAUUGUUUGAGUUAUAGAUUGAAAUAAAUCUUCAUUUUUUUGCACGGUGCGGUUAUAAAUAAAAUGACUUAUAAAAACAUAUAUGAAAUUAUAAGUCAAUUCAACAAGAGCGCAUAGAGAACCCUUAUAAAAUCAUAUAUGAACAUAUAAGUCAUUUAAAAUGACUUAUAAGAACAGAUAAUGACUUAUAAAAAAAUCAUUUCAUUAUAAGUCAUUAUAUGUUUUUAUAAGUCAAUUUGGGUCCGCUGUGUAAUCUCAGGGCCGCAAUGCGAUGAAAUGAGCCGGAAUGAUGUCAAAUUUCAGUGAGAGAGCUUUGCUUUUCCUGCGAGGAAGGUUUAAACAUCCCCGACUAAAAAACUCACUUUUAACACAUCAAAAAACAUCACACAUCUAGUAUAAUAUACAAAUUCAAGAAAAUCUUAUAACAAGCGUUAAAUGGAUGUUUAUGUGCUUCAAUAAACAUCCCUCUAACAUCAGUAGACCUAAUUUUAGUCACCUCUCUCGCGCGUCGUCGUACUUUACAGUAGGAACCUUGUACUAGAGGAAGACUUGACCUGUUGAGUGCGAGACUUGACCCAAACGAAAUUUGUGCGCCAUUUUCGGGCUUGAUGCAGAAUUUUUUGUUGUGAAAGUGUUGUUAUUGUUCCUCACUCAUUCCUGAAUAAUAAUCUAGAUUAUUUAAUUUUAAGGUGAGCUUUGAAUUUAGUUUAGACAUUAAUUUAGGUAAUACUUCAGAAGAAUCGAGUUUAGGUAGCUUUCUGUUGGGGAAAUCUGUUUGGUUGUUCGUAAAAUACGCUUUCUCUACUUGACAUUGCUUUUUUCAGAAUAAAAUGUCGAAGGAUCGACGUCGCUGCUUUUUUGAUAUUGCAAUUGACGGAGAACUUGCGGGAAGGAUUGUGAUUGAAUUGUACGACGACAUUUGUCCAGAAACUUGUGAGAACUUCUGCCAGCUAUGUGUGGGAGAGUCUGGGAUCGGCAAAACUACUGGAAAGACAUUGCAUUAUAAGGGAUCCAUUAUACAUCGAGUUGUGAAGAAUUUCAUGAUUCAGGUAAGAUCUUGAAGUUUUUUUGGUUUUUGAUGUUUAGGAAAUCUUGGAGAGGAUGCAUUUGCUCUUUUGAGGCCAAAAGAUUUGAUGUCGGGGCUGAAUCCAGCCUAGACCGACUUUUAUUUAGUUUAGGUGGUCAAGUACAAUAUACUUUUUGUUGUAUUUCUUGAUACAGACGGAAUAACUUUGAAAUUUUAUGUUCUCCAUGAAGCUCAUGAAUCUCUUCAGCUCUCUGAUAACUUUCUGUGGUGGCAUACAUCGGCUUAGCCUGCGUUUAGAUCAAUUUUGAUGAGUCUGACUGUUAAAUCUUUUUAGGGUGGAGACUUUACAAAUGGCAAUGGAACAGGUGGUGAAUCCAUCUACGGUGGAGUUUUUGAGGACGAAAAUUUCAUUGUCAAACAUGACCAGCCAUUUAUUGUCAGUAUGGCCAAUAGAGGCCCAAAUACCAACGGAUCUCAGUUCUUUAUUACAACCAAUACUACUCCUCAUCUCGACGACGUUCAUGUGGCUUUUGGCAGGGUAAGAUUCCCGGUUUAUUAUAUUAUUUUAUGUUUAGGUUGUGCAAGGUCAAGAUGUUGUGACAAAAAUUGAAAAUCUCAAGACCGGACCUAAAAAUCGUCCAGUUUCUGAUGUUGUUAUUGCUAAUUGUGGGCAAUUGAUUAAGAAGAAGAAAGAAAAUGAGGAGUCGGAUUCGGAAAGGUAGGUGUCUAGUGUAAUAUUUAUUUUUUUGUGUUUAGUGUGAAAGAGAAAAAGAAGAAGAAAGAAAAGAAGGACAAGAAGAAGAGAAAGAGAAGUCAUUCCAAGUCCCCUGAGAAGGAGGCGACCCCGGAAUUGCCGGAGGACAUCUCGACAGUUCGCCCAGAGGACCUUCCAGAAGAGCCGGUGACAAAUAAGUGGCUGCUGCGGAAUACGUAAGCGAUUUUUCUGCCUCAAAUAGAUUGUUUGUGAUGUGAUAGAUGUUGUAGAAAAAUUUGACAACUAUUUGAGUGAUUUUCUGAGUUUAGAUCCCCCAAAAAUGGCAAGGAUACCAAAUCGGACCGAGAAAAAAGAGACCGAGAUCGUUCAAGUCGUCGUGAUCGUGACAGACGAGGUCGAGACCGCUCCCCAAGGGCUAGAGUUGACAGACAAGGACUGAAGGUCCGUGGCAGAGGCAGAUUGUGCUAUAGAAGUUUGUCCAGAGACGGCUCAGCCACUCCGCCACAUUGGAAGAAAGAGGAGGUAGGAUAAUAUAAUUUUUUUGCGAAAUUUAGGUGAUCUUCUUGCCUUUUGUAAUGGUUAAACCAAUGUGAAUGACAGUUAUGAUAUCUGGUUGGAUUUUCGAAUAGAAUUAUCGGCAUAAUUGGUCGUAAAUUUUCAGAGUCGACUGAUCACCAUUGAUGAGUUGAAGAAAAAACAGGAAGAGCGAGAAAAGCAAGAACAGGAAGAGGAAGAAGCCCAAGUUCAUAACUAUGGAUACAGAGCUUCUCCACCAAUUGGUAGACCGAGCUCACGUCAAGAUCGUCGGGAACGAAAUGGCCUUGGAGACAGACGAAGAUCUGAUGAUGUACAUCAAGAAUACCCGAGGAAACGGCCGGAAAUCGGUAAAAUUUUUUUUUAUUUGUUGUGGAAUUUAGAAUAGAGUGGUAAAUGAGUUUAAAAUGUUGUUAAUGAUAUACUCUUUUAAUUAUAUUUUUUUUUUUUAUUAUUAUGCCUAUUUUAGUUUUCGACAGAGAACGCUCGCCUCGAAGAGAAACUAGACGAGAAAAAGAUCAGGAGCGCGAAAGAGAGCCCAGAGAAGAUCGUGAAAACCGACAUAGAGAUGAGAGAGAUCGUCAUGGAGAAAGAGAACGACGAGACGAACGUGGAGACCAUCAUAGAGAUGAGAGAAAAAGAGGUGACCUCAGAGAUCAAGGAGAUGGUGAUAAACAACGAGAUGGGGAUGGUAAGCGAUGAUUUUGAGGUUUUUUGAAGAGUUAAUGAGAUGGGAACUGGGACGAUUGAGGAAAAAGUACGAUUGGGGAAACCGAAAAUUAUUAUUUUUCUUCGAUUCAAGUGUGAAAUUAGGAUAAUCGAGGGCGUUGAUUUCGAAAAUGACAUUCAUUUUUUUGAUCUUUACUUUUUUCCUUAAGUAGUACUGUAAAGUAGUAAUUUUUUGAUUUUUUUUCGUGAAUACUCGAUUUGGGGGUUUUACGUUGGUGCUGCUUUCAAAUCAGAAAAAAUGAAUACGAUUUUCGAAAUCAGCACCAUAGAAAACCCCUAAAUCGAAUAUUUAUGAAAAAAAAUCAAAAAAUAACUACUUUACAGUACUACUUAAGGAAAAAAGUAGAGAUCAGAAAAAAAUGAAUGUCAUUUUCGAAAUCAGCGCCCUCGGUUGUCCUAAUUUCACACUUGAAUCGAAGAAAAAUAAUAAUUUUCGGUUUCCCCAAUCGUCUUUUCCCCGAUCGUCCAACUCCGGUGGAAUGAUUGUGAGGUUAGAAGACAGUAGAAUAAGUAAAAGUGGAUUUUUAAUGGAUUUUUUUAAUCACCAGAUAUUGUUUUAGGUCAUCAGAAGACCCUGCCUUACACUCCGGUCGAACCGACAAUUAAUGUGAACCCCUUGGAAACAGACCUCUCAAAUAUCAAGAGAAAGCCGAUUAUGCCACCGGCGGAGCUCCCAUCCACCUAUAUCAUCGAAACCGAACCGAUGAUCCAGCCAGAAACCAACUGGGCCAAGGACCAUGGAAAACGCGCCAGAAGAGAGCAUAAAGUCAUUGAAAAGGAGAGAAUUGAUCCGAAAGAGCAUGUGGAAAAGAAUGGAGACAAAAGAAGGGAGGCCGAAUCACCACCCAGGAAAUUAAGGUAAGAAAUCUGGAUUUUGGUCAUGGUGAAUAUAAUUUUUUGACAAGAAAAGUACUUCUAUGGAGUAUGGAGUUACAGGUCGAGAGAUAUCAAAAAAAUCACAAAUUUUUUCUGAUUCAGAAUAUGUAAAAAUUAGCUGCCCAAUUUUGGUUUGUUGCGGCGAAAAAACCCUCAGAACUUUUCUGGCAACACCACGAAAAGCCUCUUUUUUAUAUUGGAACUGUUAAUUAAGGUGUAGUAUUAAUCAAAUUUGAUAUUGUAAGGCUUAUCAAGAUACCAGGAUUUACUUUAUAAGCUCAAAACAAAGCUUUUGAAUUUGUACAGACCUGAUCCAGUGACAAAAAACGUACAGUUUUGCAUCCGGGAAGUAUCAAAAAUGUGGCAAAAUGCAUCCCUCUCCAAGUGAAAAAACUUUUUUUUGAAAGGCGCGCUCUUUCCCUCAAAAAAAAAGAUCAGGCGCGCUUUUGAAAUGGAAGGUUUUUCACUUGGAGAGGGAAGCAUUUUGCCACAUUUUUGAUACUUCCCGGAUGCAAAAUGGUACGUUUUUUGCCGCUGGAUCAUGCCUGUACCAAUUCAAAAGCUUUGUUUUGAGCUAAAGUAAAUCCUGGUAUCUUGACAAGCCUUAAAAUAUCAAAUUUGAUUAAUUCUACACCUUAAUUAACAGUUCCAAUAUAAAAAAGAGGCUUCUGCGUGGUGUUGCGAGAAAAGUCCUGAGGGUUUUUUUCGCCCUUACAAAACCAAAAUUGGGCAGCUAAUUUUUACAUAUUCUGAAUCAGAAAAAUUUUGCGAUUUUUUUGAUAUAUCUCUCGUCCCGUAACUCCAUACCCCAUUGAAGUACUUUUCUUGUAAAAAUUUUGACGUAAUUUUGCAUGUGAUUGCGGGAAAUGGAAGAUGAAGAAAGAAUCGAAAGUAAUUUUGAAUAUUUCAGCAGAAGAGAGAGAUCCAAAUCCGCUUCACCGUUAAAAGAUCGACAUGAGAAGUCGAGAAAAUCCCCAAGAAGAGAACGAAAAGACUCCCAUAAGAAGGCAGAAAAUGAAAGAAGAAGUCGAAGCAGAUCGCCAAGAAGAGAGGAGAGAAAGGAAAAGGGAAGAAAAUCGAGCUCACCGAGGAGAAGAUCAAAAUCACCCGCAAAAAGAGGUGAAAAGGAGAGAAAACGGUCGAUUUCCCCGAGAAAAAGGGAUGAAGAACCGAGAAGAAGAGUUGACUCAGCGAAAGGAAGGUCUACUUCACCGAAAAGAAAGUCGGUUUCCCCCAAAAGAAGAGAUGAAUCACCGGUUUCGGCGAAAAAACGGUCAAGAUCCCCCGAAAAAGAGAGAAAACGGUCGAUUUCGGGUAGAAGACGGUCGAUUUCACCCAAAAGAGGAGCUGAUUCGAAGAGAAGAAGGUCGAUUUCACCGAGAAGAAGAGCUGCCUCCCCCAAAAGACGUCGUUCUCCAUCUCCAAAACGACGAUCUUCACCGAGAAGAAGGUCGAUUUCACCGAAAAGAAGAUCACGAUCUCCAAGACCCUCCUCGAGAACGGAAAGAUCCCGUAG